Messenger RNA from Myxocyprinus asiaticus (Chinese sucker), 8830 nucleotides. RefSeq names its product mitogen-activated protein kinase 4-like. The transcript has 6 exons. Lineage: Eukaryota; Metazoa; Chordata; Actinopteri; Cypriniformes; Catostomidae. Gene Ontology annotation, cellular component: cytoplasm; nucleus. Gene Ontology annotation, molecular function: MAP kinase activity; ATP binding. Gene Ontology annotation, biological process: intracellular signal transduction; cell surface receptor signaling pathway; protein phosphorylation. The record is from RefSeq and is a predicted model, not a curated record. Bases 2656 to 4686 code for a protein of 676 amino acids.
CAAACCCGAUGCCACGGUCCAGGAUAUGUGUCCUGCACGAGCGCGCAGGUGUCAGGAUCACCGUUUGAUUGACGGGCUCGGGUGUGACGUCAUAGUGGGGGCACUAACGAGUUUUGCCAAAGAAAAGCUUGUAGAUCCACAGAGGUACAUCAUGCAUUCUGUUGAACGCUGAACAUCAGGUGAAGGUUCUCUCCGAGGUGUUUCGCAGUGACAGUAUCGGGUGGUAAGAUCUAAAAUUAUUCUAUUAUAGGCUAAGCUAUCGGAUAAUUCUUCACGGCAGCAGCAGCAGCAGCAAACUGAUACAGUAUUACCUCCGUGUUCCGGACUGCAUCAGUCUAGGAUUUAAAACAAACUCCGAACUGAGAAAACAUCAGUUUACCAUAGGAAAACUGCGCUCAUCUCUCUUUUGUACCUCCAAAUAGAACCCGUGAAGCAGCUGACAAUGGCAGGCUAGAGCUCCUUUGUAGUUUUCUCUGCGGAUGGGCCGGAAGAUAAGAUAGUGUUGGCAAAAUCAGUGUUUAUACUGCAUUUCAUGCCUUUUCCAAACUCUUGUGUCACUUCGGAAUAUACUUGCGAGCAGAAGUGUUGUUAUUGUUUAUAUACUCACGGGGUUCUAUCUGUAUCCGCUCAGUGUCAGGAUCAGGCGUUCCUGUGUCGCCACACAAAGGCGAAUGAAUGCAGCGCUGCCUAUUGUGUGUGUGUGCAACUGGACCGACAGCCUUAUUUGUGAUUUCUUGCCUUCAUUCGCAUGUUUAACAAGUUCUCCAUUUUUACUAUAUUUCAUUAUUUUACGUUACCAAACAGGUUACUUGCUUCUGCCUAAACAUGAGCUUCUAAAAUCAAUCAAUCAAUCAGCCUAACGGAUCUGGUUAAUACCACUUAGUCUCUAUUUUGCUGUAACGUUCAACAAUACAUCGCAUCAGCUUGCACGGUCAGCGCCAUAGUCAUAUGCAUUAUUUAUAAAGUUUGGCUCACCCACUUGUGUGGUCCAUGGGUUUCUGUAUUCUCCUGCUUGAUAGAAAACCAUUGUUAUUUUGAAAGCUAGGGGAAGUGUAAUGCUCAUACUUGAGAUGGAAAAGAUGAAAAGUUUUAGAUGAUGAAAAGACAAUGGCUUGAUGUACAAGUAAGCACUCAAAACUGAAGUGGAUACCUUGAAAGGACACUUUAGUUUAUGAGAUUUAAUGUAAGUCAGACUGUAUUACGUUUUGAAAUGACACUAAAUGCUCUCUUGCUAAAUUUACAUUCAAAGGUGAAGUAUGUAAUUUCUGCACCACCGAACAGUAGUGCACAAAUAAACAUUGUUUUCAAACAGCUUUCCAAAUGAAAACAGAUAGUCCCGCCCCCAACUCACGCCAUUGGUUGAGUCAGUGUUGUUGUGUCGCACUGGAUAGGCCGCUCAAAACAAACAAAGGAAUUUUAAAGCACCACAGAGACACAGUGUUUACAGUUUUCGAGAAAAUUAACCUACAAAUACUUACUUUGUUUGCACUGCAUAUUAAGCUGGGACAGGAGAACGUAUUUUAACACUGAAAAUGUUACACACAAUGUUACGAGCAAGAGUGCUGUUGUUUCAUAUAUCAGCAAGGCUGUGAUUUGGUCGUAGGUGCAAGGUUGCAGGCUUCUAUACAACAGUUAAAUUGAAUUAACUUGCAUUUAGAUAAAAAUUGGCCAGUUUGUUUGUACAUUUUUUCUCCACCAGCAAAAAUAGUUCCAAAACAACCUAAAGCAUCAAGUACAACUCCACUCUCUGCACUGCUCAUGGUGUUUUGUUUGUAAACGAAUCAUCUUUUUUGAAUGAAUCUUUCAUGUGAAUGAAUUUGCAUACAUUGUUUGGGUGGAGAAAGGACUCUGUGUUGAGUCAAUGACUGAAUGACUCGCUCAUGACAUGAAAGAUGCUCAUUUGUCGUCACCUGCUGGAGUAAAUAUGCAAUCUCCAGAAAUGGUGACAACGAAUCAGUGAAUGAAAUCAAAAUGAAUGAUGAAUCAACCACUAUUUGGAACAUCACGAACACGGAGAAGCAGAGCAAUACAAAUAUUGAAGCAUCCCAGUGCAACACCGCUCGUCCAAUCAGAAUUCGAGGACUGGAACUAACUAAAAUAAUAUAGAAAACCACCAACUAGAAAGCAUUCUGAAAACUAAUUUGAGCUUGUGAAAAUCUGAGUUUGCAGUAUUUUUAAUAGGAUAUAAUGUCUUGUUUUCAUCCAUUGCCUUUCAAAUAUAAAUUUUAUUGUGGCUUUGCUUAGUAUCUAAUAAUAUUUCUGUUCUGUCUUUUUCAUUUUCUCCACUGGAGGGAAUGCGUGAGGAGCAUGACAGAUAACUGUGUCAGGAACAUGGAGGGUACAGGACAGCCUGGAGCUGGAGACGGCAAGUGAAGGCUCUUAGAUUAUAGAAGGAACACACCCACAUUUGCAGUACCUGGCACUAAUGUAAAAGUCAAACAUCACAGAACAUCUGCAAGUCCAGUCUGUCCAUUUGGAGUGUAAUUCAGUUUGAGUAUAAUGUGCAGUGUUUUUGGGGCAGAGAUAGAUUACUUCGUUUCAGUUUAUCUACUGUGUCUGUGACCAGGCACUGGCUGACUGUGGGAUGUUGCUAUGGAAACACUUGCCCUGCACUAGGCCUCUCACAGGCAAUGCCCAACUGCUCCUCUCUAAGCAAUGGCCUGGCAGAACACUUCCUCGUUCAGAUAUGGCUUUGAUCUUGGGGGACAUUAUCAGGAUCUACAUCUGCUGGGCACCGGAGCAUCCGGCCUCGUCCUCUCUGCGGUGGACAGGCGCAGUGGCCUGCGUGUGGCGGUGAAGAAGCUGGUAAUGCAAGAUGCUGUGAGUGUAAAACACGCUCUGAGAGAGGUGAAGAUCACCCGCCGCCUUCAGCAUGAGAAUGUGGUCAGGGUGUAUGAUGUGUUAGGGCCAUCAGGUCACCCCUUACCACGUGACCUCACCCAUGUGCCAGCAAUAUACAUUGUGCAAGAGUGUAUGGAAACAGACUUGGCACGGUUACUAGAGCAAGGGCCGCUGCCAGGCGAACACGCCACCCUGCUCUUUUAUCAGCUUCUUCGUGGGCUCAAGUUCAUCCACUCGGCCAACGUGCUGCACCGUGACCUGAAGCCAGCAAACAUCUUCAUCAACACUGAGCAACUGCUGCUGAAGAUCGGAGACUUCGGCCUAGCUCGCAUUGUCGACCCACAUUACUCUCACAAGGGAUACCUGUCAGAGGGAAUGGUAACUAAAUGGUAUCGUUCUCCACGACUGCUGCUCUCUCCAAAUAACUACACAAAAGCAAUUGACAUGUGGGCUGCAGGCUGCAUUCUGGCUGAGAUGCUCACAGGACGCAUGCUGUUUGCAGGUGCUCAUGAGCUGGAGCAGAUGCAGCUGAUUUUGGACACUGUGCCUGUGAUUAGGGAGGAAGACAGGCAAGAACUGCUACGGGUCAUGCCUUCUUUUGUCAGCCAAGGCUGGGAGGUCAGAAGGUCACUCAGAGACCUGCUGCCAGAGGUGGAGGAGAAAGGCAUUGAUGUCCUGGAGUGUAUCCUCACAUUUAAUCCUAUGGACCGGCUGACGGCAGAAGCAGCUCUGUCUCAUCCAUACCUGCAGAGAUACUCGUGUCCUCAGGACGAGCCAGUCUCUCAGCAGCCGUUCCGCAUAGAGGACGAGCUAGAGGACAGUUUGGCCACUGAGCACGCUCAUGCAUUCAGCUCCCACUGGGACAGGUUUAAUGGGAGUCUGUCAUCAGACAGGUAUUGGCAGCAGCAGGAGCAGUGUGGGUGCAUGCAGAGCGUCUCGGAGCUUGGAGAGGUAGAAGAGGAUGAAGUUCAAAGAGAUCCACGAGCAAGUGGCUCUGUGUCCCUCAUUGAGGAGGCCCAGGUAGAUCCUCGCAAAUACUCUCACAGCAGCUCUGCCGAGCGUUUCCUGGAGCAGUCCUCUCUGGACCGGGUCUGCGGUCACUUAACGGAGCUAGACUGUUGUCGUUCCUGUGAUUACAAGGUCGGCUCUCCCUCCUACUUGGAUAAGAUCGCAUGGCGGGAGGGGAAGCCACAGCACUACUCUGAACCAAAGCUAAUACUGGACCUUUCUCACUGGAGACAUAACAGCAUGUCGGCUCCAAGAGGGGGCAGUAUGGAAAAGCUUGUCUCAGAGCCUGGAGAUUUAUUCAAGGAGAUCUCCCGUUGGGUGGAGAGCACACAGUCAGGGCUCCACUCUCCUGGUUCUCCUCAUGAACCUCACACCUCACCAUGUUCUCCUCCUCAACCCCUCUCCCCUACAAUGCUGCCACAUCCUCACAUGCAAAUCCAAGCACCUUUACUACUGUCCACCCCUGACCAUCUACAUGAAGACAGCAGAAGUCCUACCCCUUUCUUCUCCUCUCCUCCUUCUCUUUUGCCCUCCUCCCCUUCCUCUCCUCAUCACGGUUUAUCUGAUUAUCCGUCUUCCUCAGUUUGUUGUGAAAAUGAUGUGGAUCCUUCACAGAUGGGCCCCUCAAGAGAGGAACAUUUUGACCUGGAUGUGUUCAUCGCUCAAGCUCUUAGAUUUUGUAGUCAGAGUGAGGUACUAGGGGAAAACUCUAAUGCUCCCAAACAGAGCAAUAAAAGCUGUGUUCAUAAUGUCUCGGACAACAGUGCUUCCAAAACACAAACUCCAACCCCUGAGAUGGUUAAAGCUCAAGGGUGUAUUAAAGAGCACUGGUUUUGAAUGAUUCUGCAUCUUUGAGCACUUUUCCACCAUCGAGCCGAACAGUUCUGCACAUGGUGAGUAUCAGUCCCAGUAGCAUUUCCACUUAAACACAGUUCGGAACGGUAUGAUUACAAACUGUUCCCAAGUCGAAUUUCUCAACAUGGUUAGCCAAGUGGAUUCAAGAGAGAACCAUGCUGGUGUAACGGCUUCAGUGACAUGGCAACUCACGACUGGUCACUUGCUCAGUCAGUCUAUUCUAUUGGCUAAUCCUGAUUUCGCAGCACCACAAUGAAAAAAGAAACCAUAAGAGUGCAAACGAACCGGGAUUGGUACGGAACGACACGUUUCCCCAUUGGCCUGAUGGUGGAAUAGCACCAUUUGAUUAGUGCAACUUAUUUAAUUUGCCAUGAAUGAAUGUGACUACUUUUGUAGACCAGAGGGUUUUGAUAAUGUUGUUUUAUCACCCAAAUCUGAGAUUCUGUAAUUCAUCAGAAUUUGGUAUAAAGUCUGUAUUUACCCCUAGAAUGAGGAUUACCUGGGAAAAAUAUCUGAGAUUUCACAUUUUCAAGCAAAUAAUGUAAUUAAGUGGCUGUUUUAUUUAAUUUUACUAAAAGCAUUUUAUGAAAUUGUAUUCCUUGUGCAACACCAGGGAAGGCUUUGCCUGUUUGGUGGUAAUAUAGCGCAACAGUUUAGUUCCAGAAGUGAAAAUCCCAUUCAUUUUUUCUAUAGAAUAGUUAAUUUUUAUAGAUAACUUACAAACUUUUAAAAACAGACCAACCAUGAGCUCGAAGGUUGUUCAUCGAUAUUAUAUGCUUCUGUUGAAGCCAUCAGUCUGCGUUAUUUCAACUUCAUUGUUUAAAAUUUGUAUUCAAUAGCGGAGUUCCUGGAGAACAACUACUGUACACCCGUGGUCCAGCAGAGAACGAUCCACCAAGAAUGGUGGCCAAGAAAGCCCGCCAAACAAGCCUGGUAGCGAUCGCUCACUCCCAUGACACACUGUGAAAGACGCAAAAGAGUCUUUCUCCUUCACCCUCAAACUUACAUAUUUGUAUAUACCGGAAUAUUUUGAAAUAACUAUAAACUAAAUUGUUUCUAUAGUUAUAAUCAACAACAUAAAAUUAAAGUUUUAUAUAUUUCCAUCGUUUUAUAUUCGAUUACUUCAUUCGCAAUGCUUCAUGGGAUUGUACUUCAUGUCCUCAUAAAAAAUGGAAAGUACACAGUCUAGUACCUGUGUCUUUUUGUCCAAUUUUCAAAUACUAAAAUAUUGUGACCCACCUUGGAGCUGACUGGUUUGGUUCAUGGCUUAGACUUUUCAUAAAAUCCUUCAUAAAAGAAUUCUAUGGAAAAAAUGAAUAGGAAAAAUAGUUUGAGAACCCAGGCAGCUGAAGAAGUGGGCAGGCACUGUUGCGCUCAAUUUCAGAUGUUUUAAUUCAAUGUUUUGUAAUACAUUAAUUCUAUUUAGCACAAACUUUAGUCAGUGCUAUUUGAUCAUUAAGAAUUCAUUAAAUAAGUGGAAGAGGUGUUUAAAGCAGUUUUACACCUAAAGAAAUAAGGACUUUUGAUAAAUGUUUAAAAUGAUGUACACUCGCAUGAAAUUGAUUAGACUGCAUUAAGUGCCACGUUAAACCCAGAUUUUGAGAAUAAAGUAGUAACAUUACGAGAAUAAUCUCAUAAUAAGCCUUUUAUGAGAACGAAGUCAAAGUUUUGAAAAAAAAAAAGUAGUAAUAUUUUGAGAAAGUCAUGAAACAUCCAUGCUAUUUAAAAUAAGGGUGGCUCUAAUUAUAGCGGCCAACAUGUUAUCAAUAUUAGAGACCAGCUGAAUAUGACCACUUUAUCUCAGAAACCUCACUAUUAUUGGACACUUUUGAUUAAGGAAUUUAUUAAUCAUAGGUGACAAAUACGUCUGUGCAUUGGGCAUAUAUACAAUGCCAAGGGUUGCUGAAUCAGCCAGCAAAAUAAUAAAAAAUAAAUACUUUGUACACCUUUAAAACAUCAAUCAAAAAUUAUAACAGGAGAUGGGCAGUUUUGUUAUUCUUUGUAAUUUUAAUUCCCAUAAUUUAAUGAGUUAAAAUGCAGACAGCUUUCACAAAGUUCCAAACAGAAAGAAAACAGCAAUAGUACAUAUGCAGAUUUGUAAGUCUAAAGCCCUGUCUUUAAAGAUGGUACCAGACAGUUAACAGCAUAGCAUUCACAUCAUUGCAAUACAGACAACACACAGCAGGCAAUCAGCAGGCCAUCAGAGGAUUGGGCUACACUCUAUUUUCAAGUGCAGAUAAAUUAUAUUAGUACAAUAUGGGGGAGUCUCACAAGGCUGAAAAGAACAGUUAUCCUCUUAUCAACACAACAAGCUAUAAUUUAUGCUUUCAGGUUUCCAAAUCUUACAUCGCUACUACAGCCCAGUGUUAUACUGCCUAUGUGAAGGAUUUUGCUAUGUACACAUAGUGAUGCACUGCUUCCUGCUAUGUCAUAGCAGGAAGGCUUGAUGCAAAAUAUUGGAUGCCGGUUAGUAAAAACCUUUACUGGAUCUUGCUGUGCCACUGUCGGUCUAAACAUUGGUAUUGCCAUUGCUGGUGCAGGUCUGACUGACCACAGCUCAAUAUUGCGUUUCAGGGAAACAAAAUUACAAAGUUAUUCAGCCUUACUUUUCAAAAAUAAUCAUGAAAAAUCAUUGAAAUUUAACAACGCACAACCACCGUCUCUCUCACACAAAGGAGAGUCUUCCCUGGGCAAGAAAUAACAAUGGAUAUAUGGAGCCAAUCCACAAGAAUUGGCAAACCUCUGCCUGAACUGUUCUUACAUUGUCUUUUUUUCUUUUCUUUUUUUUUUACGAUAAAAUCAUCUACAAGACAAUGUUUGGUGGUAUUUAGGACUGAACAUUCUUGUAAUAUUUACUUUUCAUCUUAAUUGUUGCUCAGGUCUGUUUUGAGCCCAGUUCACUCUCCAUGUGAGAAGUCACCACCCAAGUAGAACUCAUGUAGAAAAAUAUAGUUUAAUGAAAUGUAUAUAUAUAUCUAUUCAUUUCUUCUUUUUUAGUUUUACUUUAAUCAUAUUCACCAUGUAAAGUUGUGUACUACAUGUAGCAGUCUAAGGUAACACAGGAUCAUAAUGAUUUACACUGCUGUAACACAAAAUGACAUGAAACACCUUGCACUAUGCCUGGUUAUUUCACAUUUAAUUUGUGAUUAAUCAUUAGUCUUUGAUUGGCAAUUUUAGGCAACUGCAAUGAGUUAUUCUACAAUAUGAUUACAAUGUAAACACCACAGUACUGAAGUUAGUGUAUCCAACACACAGUAAAGCACAACAUUACAAGGCAAAUGGCCAUUUAAGCAUAGAUUUGUUUUUCAUGAAAAAUAAAAACAAGUAAUAAUACACAGAAACAGCAACACUUUGCAGUGGUUCAAAGCCACACAUUUGUACAGUUUCCAAAUCUGGUGACUUAAGGUAUCGGUCACACCUCUUUCAUUCUUAAGCCUAGUAAUAUCAUUUUAUGUGAGCCUGGCCAUAUUUUGGACUAAAGUCAUGUUACAUUUUUGGUUUCGUGCCCACAAAAAUCAACCUAUGUUUUUAUAUGUUGACCUCUCUCCAUAUAACACAUUUGUGCCACUGAAUCAUACAUCAACCUGAUAUUCUGAUUUUAAAACAUGUCUCGGUGCGAUAUUACAUGUAUUAGAGGCUUUAUCAGUGAGGCUGAAUCAAGUAGCUGGAUUCUGAUAUGAGAUUCACCAAUAGCCAGGCCCAUCACAGGGCUUCCGACACCGCCUCUCAAAAGUUCAUGUACGUAUGUGAAUGUGGGCGUAGUGGGUAAGUCCAUGUUUGUGUGUUUUUAUGUGUGCUAAUUAGGGGGUUUUGGCUGCUCUGGCACAUACAGGAAUUAUGUUGGCAUUAUCCACUGGGCUCUACUGACGUCUAUGACUAGACUGAAAAGACUGGGAUAUUCUGUUACAUAACAUCCUUUAUAUAGCUUCCACAAUACAGUGUGGAGAUUUGUUUGAAAAUUCUUUAGAUUGCAAUUAGUGAACACUGUCAAAGAAUAUGGCAAUUCAACUUGAAGACCAUCAGAAUAUUUUGUAAAAAAUAUCAGUUUUACAAAAAGAGAAUAAAAUUAAAUGGAUCCAAAUCAUCUAUGGAUAUGUAUGAAAUAAAAAAAAAAAAAAAAAAGAAA